AUGAACUCGAGUCUUCUGCCCAAAGCUGCGCUUCCAGUCCGGCAACUGUCACCGGCUCAGAUAUGUCGUCACCAGCGACUAAGAGGAUGCGCCAGCAGGUCAUCGGCAGCAGCCUCCUAUAGCGUGUCCACCAAGCUCUGCAAUCGCCCGCCCUCCAAAGCGCGCCCUCAGUUAUCCGCCGUUCAACCAAAGGUCUCCUUCCACACAACACGCCGGUUACUUGCCACCCCGAGGGAUCCCUACGGCGUUCUAGGCGUCAACAAGAGCGCCUCGGCCGCCGAAAUCAAGAAGGCCUACUACGGCCUGGCGAAGAAAUUUCACCCCGACACCAAUAAGGAUCCCAACGCAAAGGACAAGUUCGCCGAGAUUCAGUCGGCCUAUGAGAUUUUGUCUGACCCUAAGAAGAGGGAGCAGUUUGACCAGUUCGGCGCCGCCGGUUUCGACGCCAAUGGCGAACCCGGUGGCCCCGGCCCCGGCGGCCACCCCUUCGGAGGCGGUCACCCGUUCAGUGGGUUCGGCGGGCAAGGCGGGUUUGGGGCGAAUAUAAAUUUUGACGAUCUUUUCUCGGCCUUCGCCGGUGGCGGGGGUCCCUUUGGAGGACGCGGCCGUGGCGGGCCCUUCCAGACGGAAAUUCUUCAGGGCGAGGAUAUUGAGGUACAGGUAACCGUGUCGUUCAUGGAGGCGGCUAAAGGGACGAGCAAGACGGUCACGACGCUGCCGCUCGUGACAUGUAAGACGUGUAGCGGCAGCGGCUUGAAGCAGGGCACCAAGCGGUCCCAGUGCAAGUCGUGUGGCGGGACGGGCACGCGCGUGCACUUCAUGUCGGGCGGCUUCCAGAUGGCGAGCACGUGCACGACGUGCGGGGGCAGCGGCGUGUCAAUUCCGCGGGGCUCCGAGUGCCGGACAUGCCAGGGCGACGGCGUGGUUCGGGAGCGCAAGACGCUCACGGUGGAUAUUCCGGGCGGUAUCGAGGACGGCAUGAGGCUGCGGGUUAGCGGCGAGGGCGAUGCCCCAGCACUGGGCAGAGCGGCGAGUCCGAACGCGAGGGGCACCAACGGCGAUCUCUAUGUCUUUGUCAGGGUGGCGCGCGAUUCCCAGUUCAGCCGCCAAGGGUCGGACAUCUUAUACACGGCAACCAUCCCUCUUACGACGGCCAUCCUCGGAGGGGAGAUCACAAUCCCGACCCUUGAAGGCGAGGCCAAAGUUCGCGUUGCGACUGGCACCAGUACGGGUGACAAGAUGACGCUUUCGGGCAAGGGCAUGCCAAAACUAGGUGGCCGGAGAGGCGGAAUGGGCGAUCUCAAGGUUGAAUUCCGCGUGGCCAUGCCCAAAUAUCUCACGUCGAACCAGCGCGCCCUGGUCGAAAUGCUGGCCGACGAGCUCGGCGACAAGUCCGCCAAGCGGAUCAUGAACCUGAACAAGACGACGACGUCUACCGAGGAUUCGCACAAGAACGAAGGCUUCCUCAAAUCGCUCUGGCAUAAUCUCACCAAUCACCCGGCCCAUCAGCAAAAGCCGCAAGACGCCAUCGACAAAACCACCGAGGACACGAAAAAAACUGAUGACUCCGAGAAGAAGUCCGGAUCCGGGUCCGGCUCGGCCUGA
This is a messenger RNA of Canariomyces notabilis, 1605 nucleotides long. RefSeq lists its product as uncharacterized. The transcript is spliced from 3 exons. Gene Ontology annotation, cellular component: cytoplasm. The coding region runs from base 1 to 1605 and encodes 534 amino acids. NCBI's taxonomy places the organism in Eukaryota, Fungi, Ascomycota, Sordariomycetes, Sordariales, Chaetomiaceae. Gene Ontology annotation, molecular function: heat shock protein binding; ATP binding. The record is from RefSeq and is a predicted model, not a curated record. Gene Ontology annotation, biological process: protein refolding; response to heat.